Molecule: messenger RNA, 3795 nt
Organism: Enhydra lutris kenyoni (northern sea otter)
Lineage: Eukaryota; Metazoa; Chordata; Mammalia; Carnivora; Mustelidae
Product: catenin delta 2
Exons: 22
Coding region: 115-3795 (1226 amino acids)
Biological process (GO): cell-cell junction assembly; dendritic spine morphogenesis; cell-cell adhesion
Cellular component (GO): nucleus; plasma membrane; postsynaptic density
Molecular function (GO): cadherin binding
Source: RefSeq, a predicted model, not a curated record
GACAACAAAAGCGGAAGAUGCUGCAGUUGGGCAAGGUCAGGACCUUGCCCUGAAGCCGGGCGGCGGCGCGCACGCCUUUUCCCGGACUGAGGAGCUGUCGCCGGUGGCGGGUGCAUGUUCUCCAGGAAGCAGUCGGGCUCCGCGCCGUUGGGAGCUAUGCCUGUCCCAGACCAGCCUUCGUCAACCUCAGAGAAGACCAGCUCCCUGAGCCCUGGCCUGACCACCUCCAACGGGGAUGGCUCUGAAACGGAAACCACCUCUGCCAUCCUCGCCUCGGUCAAAGAACAGGAAUUACAGUUUGAGAGACUGACCCGAGAGCUGGAGGCAGAACGCCAGAUCGUCGCCAGCCAACUGGAGCGAUGCAAGCUCGGAUCAGAGACGGGCAGCAUGAGCAGCAUCAGUUCAGCAGAAGAGCAGUUUCACUGGCAGUCACAAGAUGGUCAAAAAGACAUCGAAGACGAGCUUACAACAGGUCUUGAGCUGGUGGACUCCUGUAUCCGAUCACUGCAGGAAUCAGGAAUACUUGACCCACAGGAUUAUUCAACAGGUGAAAGGCCCAGCCUGCUCUCCCAGAGUGCACUUCAGCUCAAUUCCAAACCUGAAGGGUCCUUCCAGUAUCCGGCCAGCUACCAUAGCAACCAGACCCUGGCCCUGAGUGAGACAGCCCCUUCGCAGCUCCCCACCCGCAGCUCGCAAGCCCGAGGUGCGGGCCAGACCUUCAGCCAGGGCACGACGAGCCGCGCGGCGCACCUGGCGGGGCCCGAGCCCGCGCCGCCGCCGCCGCCGCCGCCGCCGCGGGAGCCGUUCGCGCCCAGCCUGGGCAGCGCCUUCCACCUGCCCGACGCGCCGCCGGCCGCCGCCGCCGCCGCGCUCUACUACUCCAGCUCCACGCUGCCCGCGCCGCCGCGCGGGGGCUCCCCGCUGGCCGCGCCGCAGGGCGGCUCGCCCACCAAGCUGCAGCGCGGCGGCUCGGCCCCCGAGGGCGCCGCCUACGCCGCGCCGCGCGGCUCCUCGCCCAAGCAGUCGCCCAGCCGCCUGGCCAAGUCCUACAGCACCAGCUCGCCCAUCAACAUCGUCGUGUCCUCGGCCGGCCUGUCCCCGGUCCGCGUGACCUCGCCCCCCACCGUGCAGUCCACCAUCUCCUCCUCGCCCAUCCACCAGCUGAGCUCCACCAUCGGCACGUACGCCACCCUAUCGCCCACCAAGCGCCUGGUCCACGCGUCCGAGCAGUACAGCAAGCACUCGCAGGAGCUGUAUGCCACGGCCACCCUCCAGAGGCCGGGCAGCCUGGCAGCUGGGUCGCGGGCCUCGUACAGCAGCCAGCACGGCCACCUGGGCCCGGAGCUUCGGGCUCUGCAGUCCCCGGAGCACCACAUAGACCCCAUCUAUGAGGAUCGCGUCUACCAGAAGCCCCCUAUGAGGAGUCUCAGCCAGAGCCAGGGGGACCCUCUGCCGCCAGCACACACGGGCACUUACCGCACGAGCACAGCCCCAUCUUCCCCCGGUGUCGACUCCAUCCCCUUGCAGCGCACAGGCAGCCAGCAUGGUCCCCAGAACGCCGCCGCGGCCACCUUCCAGAGGGCCAGCUACGCCGCCGGCCCAGCCUCCAAUUACGCCGACCCCUACCGACAGCUGCAGUAUUGUCCCUCCGUCGAGUCUCCGUACAGCAAAUCCGGCCCUGCCCUCCCGCCCGAAGGCACCCUGGCCAGAUCCCCGUCCAUCGAUAGCAUUCAGAAAGAUCCCAGAGAAUUUGGAUGGAGAGACCCGGAACUGCCGGAAGUGAUUCAGAUGCUCCAACACCAGUUUCCUUCGGUCCAGUCUAAUGCUGCAGCCUACUUACAACACCUCUGCUUUGGAGACAAUAAAAUUAAAGCUGAGAUAAGGAGACAAGGAGGCAUCCAGCUCCUGGUGGACCUGCUGGACCAUCGGAUGACAGAAGUCCACCGUAGUGCCUGCGGAGCCUUGAGAAACUUGGUGUAUGGGAAGGCCAACGAUGAUAACAAAAUUGCCCUCAAAAACUGCGGUGGCAUCCCAGCGCUGGUGAGGUUACUCCGCAAGACCACCGACCUGGAGAUCCGGGAGCUGGUCACAGGAGUCCUUUGGAACCUCUCAUCUUGCGACGCACUCAAAAUGCCAAUCAUCCAGGACACUCUGGCGGUAUUGACCAACGCCGUGAUUAUCCCCCAUUCUGGCUGGGAAAAUUCGCCUCUUCAGGAUGAUCGGAAGAUACAGCUGCAUUCCUCGCAGGUGCUGCGAAAUGCCACUGGAUGCCUAAGGAAUGUUAGCUCAGCCGGAGAGGAGGCCCGCAGGAGGAUGCGGGAAUGUGACGGGCUCACAGACGCGCUGCUCUACGUGAUCCAGUCCGCGCUGGGGAGCAGCGAGAUCGACAGCAAGACCGUUGAAAACUGUGUGUGCAUUUUAAGGAACCUGUCGUACCGGCUGGCAGCAGAAACGUCUCAGGGACAGCACAUGGGCACGGAUGAGCUGGACGGGCUGCUCUGUGGGGAGGCCAAUGGCAAAGACACGGAGAGUUCUGGGUGCUGGGGCAAGAAGAAGAAGAAAAAGAAAUCCCAAGAUCAGUGGGAUGGAGUAGGACCUCUUCCAGACUGUGCAGAACCACCAAAAGGGAUCCAGAUGCUGUGGCACCCAUCAAUAGUCAAACCCUACCUCACACUGCUCUCUGAGUGCUCAAACGCAGACACGCUGGAAGGGGCAGCAGGCGCCCUGCAGAACUUGGCUGCAGGGAGCUGGAAGUGGUCAGUAUAUAUCCGGGCUGCUGUCCGAAAAGAGAAAGGCCUGCCCAUCCUCGUGGAGCUGCUUCGAAUAGAUAACGACCGGGUGGUGUGCGCGGUGGCCACGGCCCUCCGGAACAUGGCCUUGGACGUCAGAAACAAGGAGCUCAUCGGCAAAUAUGCCAUGCGAGACCUCGUCCACAGGCUUCCAGGUGGGAACAACAGCAACAAUGCGGCAAGUAAGGCCAUGUCGGAUGACACGGUGACAGCCGUCUGCUGCACCCUACAUGAAGUGAUCACCAAGAACAUGGAGAACGCCAAGGCCUUACGGGAUGCUGGCGGCAUUGAGAAGUUGGUUGGCAUCUCCAAAAGCAAAGGAGAUAAACACUCUCCAAAAGUGGUCAAGGCUGCAUCUCAGGUCCUAAACAGCAUGUGGCAGUACCGAGAUCUGAGGAGUCUCUACAAAAAGGACGGAUGGUCACAGUAUCACUUCGUAGCCUCAUCGUCGACCAUCGAGAGAGAUCGGCAACGGCCCUACUCCUCCUCCCGCACACCCUCCAUCUCCCCUGUGCGAGUGUCUCCCAACAACCGCUCAGCAAGUGCCCCAGCUUCACCUCGGGAAAUGAUCAGCCUCAAAGAAAGGAAAACAGACUAUGAAUCCACUGGCAGCAAUGCCACUUACCACGGAACUACAGGAGAACACACUUCCAGGAAAGACACCAUGACAGCUCAAAACACUGGAAUUUCAACUUUGUACAGGAAUUCCUAUGGUGCGCCCACUGAAGACAUCAAACAUAACCAGGUUCCAGCACAGCCCGUCCCACAGGAGCCCAGCAGGAAAGACUACGAGACCUACCAGCCAUUUCAGAAUUCCACGAGAAACUACGACGAGUCCUUCUUCGAGGACCAAGUCCACCAUCGCGCUCCCGCCAGUGAGUACACCAUGCACCUGGGACUCAAGUCCACUGGCAACUAUGUCGACUUCUACUCAGCUGCCCGUCCCUACAGUGAACUGAACUAUGAAACGAGCCACUACCCCGCCUCCCCCGACUCCUGGGUGUGA